CGCGGCGCCGCGCCUCGCCGGCUCCUCAGCUUCCAGCCAAGAUGGCGGAGAGCGGCGAGGCCCUGGGCACCGUUCCGGAGCACGAGCGGAUCUUGCAGGAGAUCGAGAGCACUGACACCGCCUGCGUGGGGCCCACUCUCCGGUCAGUGUAUGAUGAUCAACCAAAUUCACACAAGAAGUUUAUGGAAAAGUUAGAUGCUUGUAUCCGAAAUCAUGACAAGGAAAUUGAAAAAAUGUGUAAUUUUCAUCAUCAGGGUUUUGUAGAUGCUAUUACAGAACUCCUUAAAGUAAGGACUGAUGCAGAAAAACUGAAGGUACAAGUUACUGAUACCAACCGAAGAUUUCAAGAUGCUGGAAAAGAGGUGAUAGUCCAAACAGAAGAUAUUAUUCGAUGUAGAAUUCAGCAGAGGAAUAUUACAACUGUAGUAGAAAAAUUGCAGUUAUGCCUUCCAGUGCUGGAAAUGUAUAGUAAACUAAAAGAACAGAUGAGUGCAAAAAGGUAUUACUCUGCCCUAAAAACUAUGGAACAAUUAGAGAACGUGUACUUUCCCCGGGUUAGUCAAUACCGGUUUUGUCAGCUAAUGAUAGAAAAUCUUCCUAAACUCCGUGAGGAUAUUAAAGAAAUUUCCAUGUCUGAUCUCAAAGAUUUUUUGGAAAGCAUUCGAAAACAUUCUGACAAAAUAGGUGAAACAGCAAUGAAACAGGCACAACAGCAAAAAGCCUUCAGUAUUGCUCUGCAGAAGCAAAAUAAUGUGAAAUUUGGGAAGAAUAUGUAUAUAAAUCAUGAUAGAAUUAUAGAAGAAAAGCGUGAAAUUGUAUUGAGACAUAUACUUGAGGAAGAGGAUGAGAAUGAAGAGGAGGUCUUAACUGUUCAGGACCUUGUUGAUUUUUCCCCUGUUUACCGAUGUUUACACAUUUAUUCUGUUUUGGGUGAUGAAGAAACAUUUGAAAAUUACUACCGAAAACAAAGAAAGAAACAAGCAAGACUGGUAUUACAACCCCAAUCAAGUAUGCAUGAAACAGUUGAUGGCUAUAGAAGAUAUUUCACUCAAAUUGUAGGGUUCUUUGUUGUGGAAGAUCAUAUUUUACAUGUAACUCAAGGAUUAGUAACCAGGGCAUACACUGAUGAACUUUGGAACAUGGCCCUCUCAAAGAUAAUUGCUGUCCUUAGAGCUCAUUCAUCUUAUUGCACUGAUCCUGAUCUUGUUCUGGAGCUGAAGAAUCUCAUUGUAAUUUUUGCAGAUACUUUGCAGGGUUAUGGUUUUCCAGUGAACCGACUUUUUGACCUUUUAUUUGAAAUAAGAGAUCAAUAUAAUGAAACACUGCUUAAGAAAUGGGCUGGAGUUUUCAGGGAUAUUUUUGAAGAAGAUAAUUAUAGCCCCAUCCCUAUUGUCAGUGAAGAAGAAUAUAAAAUAGUCACCAGCAAGUUUCCCUUUCAAGAUCCAGACCUUGAGAAGCAAUCUUUCCCCAAAAAAUUCCCCAUGUCUCAGUCAGUGCCUCAUAUAUACAUUCAAGUUAAAGAAUUUAUUUAUGCCAGCCUUAAAUUUUCAGAAUCGCUGCACCGGAGUUCAACAGAAAUAGAUGAUAUGCUUAGAAAAUCAACAAAUCUGCUGCUGACCAGAACUUUGAGUAGCUGUUUACUGAACCUUAUUAGAAAGCCUCAUAUAGGUUUGACAGAGCUAGUGCAAAUCAUCAUAAACACAACACACCUGGAACAAGCUUGUAAAUACCUUGAGGACUUUAUAACUAACAUUACAAAUAUUUCUCAAGAAACUGUUCAUACCACAAGACUUUAUGGACUUUCUACUUUUAAGGAUGCUCGACAUGCUGCAGAAGGAGAAAUAUAUACCAAACUCAAUCAAAAAAUUGAUGAAUUUGUUCAGCUUGCUGAUUAUGACUGGACAAUGUCUGAACCAGAUGGAAGAGCUAGUGGUUAUUUAAUGGAUCUUAUUAAUUUUUUGAGAAGUAUCUUUCAAGUGUUUACUCAUCUGCCUGGGAAAGUCGCCCAGACAGCUUGCAUGUCAGCCUGCCAGCAUCUGUCAACAUCCUUGAUGCAGAUGCUGCUGGAUAGUGAGUUAAAACAGAUAAGCAUGGGAGCUGUUCAGCAAUUUAACUUAGAUGUCAUACAGUGUGAAUUGUUUGCCAGCUCUGAGCCUGUGCCAGGAUUCCAGGGGGAUACCUUACAGCUAGCAUUUAUUGACCUCAGACAACUCCUUGACCUGUUUAUGGUUUGGGAUUGGUCUACUUACCUAGCUGAUUAUGGACAGCCGGCUUCAAAGUACCUUCGGGUGAAUCCAAACACAGCCCUUACUCUUUUGGAGAAGAUGAAGGAUACUAGCAAAAAGAACAAUAUAUUUGCCCAAUUCAGGAAGAAUGAUCGAGACAAACAGAAGUUGAUAGAGACAGUCGUGAAACAGCUAAGAAAUUUGGUGAAUGGUAUGUCCCAGCACACAUAGAUUUCACAUUGUUUAUACUCAGUGACACUAAUCUGUGACUGAGCAUUGAUCUCUAACAAGCACAGGUCGUGAUGUAAUAAUUUGUUUACAAAAUUCAAAAAUACAAUAGAGAAAAUACACUGAUGAGGGCUUAAAUAAGAAAUAGUAAUAACAUUUGUAUGGAUUUUUAAAAAUUGAAUACUAUUUUAUAUAUGAAAAAUGUGAAACUAAUUUUUUUCAAUUUUAAGGGGAAAAGGUAAAACUAUAAUAUAUAAAUUGUCAAAAAUUGUAUAUAAAACUGAUUGCAAAUACAUUAGAAAAGCAUAUGCCUCUACUUAAAAGUAUUUUUUCUCCCCUUAUUUAAACUUGCGACCUGUUUUUUUCUUCAGUUUAUGUUUGGAAUGCAAUCAUGUCUAAUGUGGGAAUAUUUCACUGUCAUUUUAUGACAGUCUUAUUUUCAUCUUGAUGUGCUUUAAGUAGACUAAGCUUUUAAUUCUGCUGAUUCUGAGGGGAAAAUACACAUAUCUUUAAAGCGUCCUGAAAUCAAACUUAAUAAAGAGUGUAAAUUAUGUUCUACUUGGGUGCUUUAAUUGAAUCCUUUUGAAUAUGAAGAAAAGAUUUUGGAUUUUCUAAAGAUUUAGUGUUGUUUUUGUUCAUCAGAGUUAAUAUUUCUAUUUGCUUGUAGUUGAUAUCAUUCUAGAUUUGGUUUGGUUUGGUUUAAAUUAAAAGAUAGAACAGUUAACUGGGGCUAACCACUUCAGGUGCAGCUUGAACUAGGGUAGAUAUGUUCUUCCUACACAUAGAAAUGACCACAGGGGUCAGAUUACUUUCUUUAAAUAGCAGAUCUCAGUACUGUAUCCUCACUGUGGAAGCAGACCAAAUCAACUAAACUCUAAAAAACAUAAAACAACUGUACAUUUUCCUUUGUAUAAAGUCACUGAUAUCCAAAUAGUUAUGUAAAUCCAAUCCUUAUUUUUCUCUUGGUUGUAUUUAUGCUGAAUACUCUCUUUGCAUUUUUGGUAUUUAUACCUGUAAGAAACUAUCCCUGACUGUAAAACAAGUGUCAAGAACUAUAUUUACAUCUUGAUUUUGUGGUGAAGUAUUAAAAAGGUUGAACAAAUCAUUGAAAA
Marmota flaviventris (yellow-bellied marmot) is the source of this 3565-nucleotide messenger RNA. RefSeq names its product exocyst complex component 6 (gene Exoc6). Lineage: Eukaryota; Metazoa; Chordata; Mammalia; Rodentia; Sciuridae. The record is from RefSeq and is a predicted model, not a curated record. Gene Ontology annotation, biological process: intracellular protein transport; exocytosis; Golgi to plasma membrane transport. Gene Ontology annotation, cellular component: membrane; exocyst.